AUGUGGCCCAAGAACACACUCCUUUUGCCUCUGCUUGCUCUUUGCUUGGGUCUUGGGGAUGCCCAGGGUCCCCAAACUGUCACCGUCGACAGCGCCGGCCAAACGUGCCCGCCUGCCCUAAUCACUUCCACCAUCAUCUAUGAUAUCACCUAUAGCCAGUUCUUUCAGUCCGCCGGUCAGAUCAUCACUAUCAACGGUGGCACAGUUACCAUCAAUAAUGCACCCACGACUAUCAUCACGAACUUCCAAUCGACGACUACGGUCGUGAGUACUAUUGGAGUGACUGUUACGGUGACAACUGAUAGCAAUGGAAAUACUGCUGAUCCUGGCCAAGGGAGCGGGAGCAAUACUGUUCCGACUGGCACAGGCCCAUCUGGGUCUGGCAGUCAGCCGCCCGCAACAGACACAGGCUCGGGCGGUAGUCAGCCACCUCCAACCGGCACAGAUACAGGCUCAGCCAGUGGUCAGCCAACCUUGACAGGAACAGGCUCGGGCGGUGGUCAGCAGCCAUCCCCGACGGGCACAGGUUCAGGCAGUGGCCAACCUCCCGUGACUGGCACUGGAGGCGCCCCCGACUCGGGUGCUAGCCAGCCGCCUGUUACAGGAUCCGGAGACCAGCCCGGUUCAACGCCCAAUAUCAUCUACCCUGUUCAGCCACCACCAACUACCAGUCCGGCGCCGCCCCCACCCAUUGUCUACGUGACCACCAAUGAGGCCGGCGAGACCAUCACCGUCACCACCGAACAGCCAUUGAUCACUCUGGGCGCAGGUUUCCCAAGUGGCGUCGUCUCCGAUCUUCCACCAGAUGACCCAAUCCUGCUGGCUUUUCAGUUUCCUGAGGUGCCUGACGCGAAGGCCAAACGGCAAGCUCCUGAACCUGGCGAUGACUUGGCUGGUCCUCCGGCUGCGGGAUUUGCUCAGGAUGCUGGGGGUCAAGCCGGGAACAAUUGUGCUGUGGCAAAGCGGUUCUAUCUCGAAAAUGGUAAAUUGCUAGUGCAGAACAGCUCGUUCCCGGUCGGUCGUAAUGCUAGCCAGGACUGGUCUUUCCUUGGCGCUGCUGAGUCUCCCACCGAAGUCCAGAAUGAUAUCGUGUUCGACGACGGCAGGUUCAGGUGGAAUACCCCGGACCGUGGGCUCGCCACGUUCUACCAAUGCGGAGACAAGAGGAUGUAUGCUGGCUGGCCAGGUCCUAAUCGACCUGAUUGCUCUGUGGUCGAGAUCGGCGGUGUCAAAGCUCGCUUUUGUCCCGUUGACCUUACCCUGAGAGCUGCGGCGGACCCUCCGGAUGACUCUGCCUCUUCUACGACGGCGAGUAACACGGACAGCCAACCUUCCCCGAAUGGAGUUUCAGCAACUCCCUCCACUCCAGGCUCCUCCCAAGGACCACCACCUCAAACCACGAACCCGGCUCAGCCUUCUACUGGUGUAUCGGCCCCCCAGAGCCAGAGCCAGAGCCAGAGCCAGUCGGCCAACACCCCCUCCGCCAGUGCGACCGUCAGCCAGCCGCCUCCACAAGGUUCGAGCAGCUCGCCUCGAGCUUCCAGUAAUUCCGUAAGCGUGGUGCCCACACAGGGUCCCACGGGUGGCACUUCCGGUGCCGUUCAGCCUACACUGGGACCUUCGAGUACCCCUGGGCAGCCUUCAUCAGCCCCCCCUACGCUACCGCCGUCAGCACCGGCUCCAUCAAGCAGCUCUACCCGAGUUGGCUCUGCGAGCAGUGUUGUCACGUCGGGUGCCGCUGUUACUUCGGCCAGCGCGCCAGCCAGCGCGUCUACAGGCGUUGUGACACAGACAACGACGCCAGGGGCACAGCCUUCUGCCUCGUCCUCAUCAUCAGGGUCGAACGCAGCCACUGUUCCCGGAAGCAGUCUUACAGCGUCCAGCGCUGCGUCUAGCGCCAGCAGCGUCAACAUCAGCGCGGGACGAUCGAGUUCCGUUACCGCGUCGUCUGCGACUUUCUCCGCUGCGCAGACUAUCGUGACUUCUGCCGCCACAGGUGUCACGACAAGCUCUGUGUCGUUUGCAAAUGCGUCAGUAUCUGUCAGCACCGCAUCCACGAGUCCGAACCCAGCCGCUGUUAUGUCGAGCUCGUCUUCCGCUUCGGUCCCGGCGCCCUCUGAAUCGUCUACCAGCCGCGGCACCUUCACCGGCACCAGGUCACGAUCCAGCUCUUCUACUGGUGAGAAUGCAUUUCUAGACUUAGCGUUUGAUGUUCUGACGUGUCGAUAG
Cyphellophora europaea CBS 101466 is the source of this 2229-nucleotide messenger RNA. RefSeq lists its product as uncharacterized. The transcript has a single exon. The record is from RefSeq and is a predicted model, not a curated record. The coding region runs from base 1 to 2229 and encodes 742 amino acids. Lineage: Eukaryota; Fungi; Ascomycota; Eurotiomycetes; Chaetothyriales; Cyphellophoraceae.